ACUGUCUUGGCCACCUAUCAUUAGUCUCAAAUACACAGCCAUUGAUUUGUUUCAGGUUCAGACCUUAUUUGCCACAAGCCUCUUGGGCUGAGCCAUGUAAAGUUUCCUCCUAUCGGAUGCCGCGUAAAAAGGCUGCAGACCGCGUGGGUCCGGUCAAGACCCGGAGCCGUAGCGGCUGCAAAGAGUGCCGCGCGAGUCGAGUCCGCUGUGACACACAAAAGCCGGUCUGCUCCAGGUGCCGGGAGAGGGGCCUAGCUUGUUCAACGCAACUGGUCCUGAAAUGGGAGUCGGAGUUUGCGAGCCGAGGGCUUGCCUUCGGUCGAGCUGGCGUUUGGAGUAAGUCGGGCUCUCAGUCCAAGACACUGCCUCCCUCGGCGUUCCUUUCAUAUGACGACCAGGAAUGGUGCGACAUUCCUCUCAUUGAAUCCUGGGGGUUCGUCAAUAUCGGUGUGUCGACAUUCGAACAACCGGGCCAAGUCAACGUGGCAUGUGAUGAACUAAAUGCGGUCGUGGUUCGCGACAAGGGGAAAGGAAGACUCGAAGUAAAGCCAAACUGGCGUGCGCAAGUAGAUCUCACAAAUUAUGGCCCAAGUUUACAAUUCUUGCCCCAACUUGCGACCUCUUUACCGUUAUUUCCCCAUGUCAAUGGGCAAAACCAGGGACACCUCUUUGACUAUUAUCUUCAACAAGUGUGCCCCCGUACAACCGCUAGCUCGAAACUGUCAUCGCCUUUUGCGUCAGCCAUUCUUCCAUUCUGUCUAUCUGCAUCACCGAUCUUAUUCAAGGCAAUCCAAGCACUAGGUGCUUGUCACUGGUCUCGAUUCGAUGCGUCCUACAGCGUCACAGGGCUCCAUCUCAAGUCAGAAGCUUUGAGAGGCCUCCGUCACCGGCUUGCGACUGAGGGAUCCUUGAGUUGCUCCACUGACCCUGAAGUGCUGGCCAUCAUGAUGAUGCUGUGUCUUUAUGAAAUCGUGGAUAAUUGCGAUGAACGCUGGACGAUCCAUUUGAAAGGGGCCAAAGACUUGAUCCGUCUCCGAAGGCAACGGAUGGCCCUUUCCAAGUCUCGUCAUGUACAAGACCCAGUUACAGCUUUUGCAGAAUUAUUCUUCGCCUUUCAAGAUGUCAUGGGCCGUACUGCUUGCGGCGAGGAAGUUUUAUUUGGAAGUGACUACUGGCAAGAGAACGAGCGUAACAUCGAUUUAUGGAUGGGUUGUAGCCCGGAACUUGUCUCUAUCUUGUCUUCUAUCACCGAAUUGAGUCGGACCAGACGGCAGCUUUCGUCCGAUUCUGCUCACACAGCAUUCUCACUACGAGCUGCUUCCCUGGGCCACAAGCUUGAGAACUUGAUCCAGGAAAUCACCGACGAUGAGGAUCAAACUCUUCAAUCUGCUGCGGAGCUGAAACGAUUAGCUGCGGUAUUAUACCUGCACUGCGCUCUGUAUGGAGCCUCACCGUCUACUCCGUUGGUUGUUAGUUACGUUCGGAAGAUUCUACGAUUAGUUUCGGAUCUACUCGACUCUGGGUCCCUAGUCAGUAUGACGUGGCCUAUUUUUGUGGCGGCGGUGGAACUCGACCCGGCGCACGAUGAGGUGUGGUCCGAUGGUGAGACGAUUGUGCACGGCCGGCCUCUUGUAUUACGUGCAUUGGCCGCAAUGGCUGAAUCAAGUGUCUCGAAUGUUGCGCGCACGAGAGCAGUCAUUGUCAAGGUAUGGCAGGCCAGGGAUAGUGACAUGCUCAAGGGCUUCUCUGUUGAUUCAUUGGAUGGCACGACGAGCUGUAACGAUUGGGAAUGGUAUGUUGCGCCAAUUAGUACUGCCAUGAGCUUGGCAUGAUAUGGGUACAACUGUCACGAUGAAACGAGUUUAUUUUGGAAUCAUGGCACAUUUUUCUUGGGAUAUAUAUUCUCUCCUAUGUUGUUAUGUAUCUAAACCCUUCUUAAUUCAACAAGUUGUAUGAUCUUAGCCCGUAGUAUCAUCGCCCAGUGGUGUGGUGACAUGGAUUACGGGCCAAUCAGAAUUCCCAGACAGGAGGAGGGGCAGCGCGUAGUGUGAUUCGCCGAGUCCAAGCGGCAAAGGACGUCAGCGCAACAA
Messenger RNA from Aspergillus alliaceus, 2090 nucleotides. RefSeq names its product Zn(II)2Cys6 transcription factor. The transcript has 2 exons. Gene Ontology annotation, biological process: positive regulation of transcription by RNA polymerase II. NCBI's taxonomy places the organism in Eukaryota, Fungi, Ascomycota, Eurotiomycetes, Eurotiales, Aspergillaceae. The record is from RefSeq and is a predicted model, not a curated record. Gene Ontology annotation, molecular function: transcription cis-regulatory region binding; DNA-binding transcription factor activity, RNA polymerase II-specific; zinc ion binding. Gene Ontology annotation, cellular component: nucleus. Bases 117 to 1832 code for a protein of 571 amino acids.